AUGGAGGCUGGAACAACGAGUUGCAAGACCUUGGAUGAGAACGGCGAGCAAAACACAAGGCAGACUGUGAAUGCCUUUCAAGACAUGAAUCAGCCCCACUAUCCAGAGAGCCAGUGGAGGAGAGCUGGGGAUGGAACCAAAGACACAGUCUCGCCACAGCAGGAAGAAAAGUUUUGCCCAAGUGCAGAAGCUCUGCAGUGCAUGCGCUCCCCUGCUGACCCAGCUAAUGUUCUAACUUUCAAAGAACAGAUGUUUGCCAGAAUGUCUGAUCUCCAUGUUCUGCUGUUAAUGGUUCUGGCGGGAAAGACAGCCUUCGGGUUCUCCCUGCUGUCUUUUCUCACAGACCCGGACCCAGAUUGGACUCCUGACCAGUAUGAGUACAGCCAAGAGGAUUAUAACCAGCAAGAGAACGCCAGCACUAUCCCUGACUAUCCUGACAACCCUGACUGGUACUACGAAGGGGAUGACCCAUGCCUGUCCAACCCCUGCACACGUGGUGGGGACUGCCUCAUCCAUGGGACCACCUUCACCUGCCGCUGUCGGGACCCUUUCUCUGGAAACAGGUGUCAGAAUGUGCAAAACAAGUGCAAAAACAACCCAUGUGGCCGGGGAGACUGUCUCAUUACUCAGAGUCCUCCUUACCACCGCUGUGCCUGCAAACACCCUUACAGGGGUUCAGACUGCUCCAGAGUGGUUCCUGUGUGCAAGCCAAAUCCAUGCCAAAACGGUGGCACCUGCUCCCGGCAGAGGCGGAGGUCCAAGUUCACCUGUGCCUGUCCUGACCAGUUCAAGGGAAAACUCUGUGAAAUAGGUCCUGAUGACUGCUAUGUUGGUGACGGCUACUCUUACCGAGGGAAAGUGAGUAAGACAGUCAACCAGCACUCCUGCCUUUACUGGAACUCCCACCUUCUCCUGCAGGAGAAUUACAACAUGUUUAUGGAGGAUGCUGAGGCCCAUGGGAUUGGGGAACACAACUUCUGCAGAAACCCAGAUGGAGACAAAAAGCCCUGGUGUUUCUUUAAAGUAGACAAUGCAAAGGUGAAAUGGGAGUACUGUGAUGUCCCUGCCUGCUCUGCCCUAGACGUUGCCAACCCAGAGGGAAGACCCACGGAGUCCUUGACCAAGUUUCCUGAGUUUGGGUCCUGUGGGAGGACUGAGAUAGCAGAGAGGAAGGUCAAGAGGAUCUUUGGAGGCUUUAAGAGCACAGCGGGCAAGCACCCGUGGCAGGCGUCCCUGCAGACCUCGCUACGACUGACCGUCUCCACGCCCCAGGGCCACUACUGUGGGGGGGCGCUGAUCCACCCGUGCUGGGUGUUGACUGCCGCCCACUGCACUGAGAUAAAAACCAAAUAUCUAAAAGUGGUGCUUGGAGACCAGGACCUGAAGAAGACGGAAUUCCAUGAGCAGAGUUUUGGGGUACAGAAGAUAUUCAAGUACAGCCACUAUAUUGAAAUAGAUGACAUUCCCUACAAUGAUAUUGCCUUGCUCAAGCUGAAGCCAGUGGAUGGUCAUUGUGCCCUAGAAUCCAAAUAUGUGAAAACUGUCUGUUUGCCCGAUGGUCCCUUUCCCUCUGGGACUGAGUGCCACAUCUCUGGCUGGGGUGUCACAGAAACAGGAGAAGGGUCCCGCCAGCUCCUGGAUGCCAAGGUCAAGCUGAUCAGCAACACGAUGUGCAACUCCCGCCACCUCUAUGACCACUCGAUCGAUGACAACAUGAUUUGUGCAGGAAACCUCCAGAAGCCUGGACAAGAUUCCUGCCAGGGCGACUCUGGAGGCCCUCUGACCUGUGAGAAGGACGGCACCUCCUACAUCUACGGGAUCGUGAGCUGGGGCCUGGAGUGUGGGAAGAAGCCAGGGGUCUACACCCAGGUGACCAAAUUCCUAACGUGGAUCAAAGCCACCAUGGAGAAGGAGGCUAGCUUCUGA
Rangifer tarandus platyrhynchus (Svalbard reindeer) is the source of this 1926-nucleotide messenger RNA. Lineage: Eukaryota; Metazoa; Chordata; Mammalia; Artiodactyla; Cervidae. The record is from the annotation of a GenBank genome assembly.